AUGGCAGUCGAAUGCGCAACCGCGGUGAACGCAUUGGCCAAUAUUGCAACCGCCGUCACUCCCCGCCUCAUUGUGCAGCAGCCGCGGCCGCCUAUCGCCCCAGCGCAGGCCUUGCCAGAAGAGCUAAUGAAGGCGGUGACGGUGGCAACGCAGCAGUCGUUUAUUGCCUCCGAAUUCAAGUUAAUGACCAAAGUGGUCGGCACGGUGGCGCCUGCUCGGCGUGGGUCGUCGCCGUCGGCGAAGCGCAUCCAAAGGAGGCCCAGAAGCAGGGUCAGAGAGGGGGCGGCGGAGAACGCCGCCGUGCCGAGUGCUCCGCCUUUGGUCGCGGAGAAGCCACGAACUCAGGGGAGCGGAGGGAAAGGGUUGAGCCACAAGGAAAUCCCCGCCGCCAAAACGGCCCCAGGCGGUGCUGCCAAAAUUGGCAACGCGCCGAAUGCCAAGAUAGCGGAGGUGACAUCGGUUCCUAAUCAGCCUCUCGCGGGUGCACGCCCUCCGACCGGCGCGUCUGCUAACGUUCCGUCUGCUGACAAGGAUGGCCGCGCGGGGAAAGGGGUGGCCGCUGCGAACGCGCUCAAGGACCAGCUCAGGCUCCUUGCGAGCCAUUGGGCUGCUCAACUGCCUCCCCCCCCUGUCGAUGCACGCCUUGCCAAAACAAUAGCUCGCUUUGAAGCCCCCAUCAUCGCCGUGCCAUCCGCCAGUGUGCCACGUGUAGCGCCGGCCGUCGCCGCUCGUACUACUGCAGACCCAAAGUCCGCUUUGCUGCGCGCCCAGUUGGGCAUGCGAGGGUCGACUGCGCCAACUCAGCAGGCAGCUGGCUCUAGCGCGACGCCAACAUCGGGGAAUCACGCAGCACCCACUUCGGUGGCGGCUGAUGUCAAGAAAGCGGCGGAGAAGGGUGUGCGUGCUGCGCUUGCUACAGGCGGCGGCCCUGUUGAGGAGGUUGCCCUCGACGCGGAUAUUGCUGACAUACAGGCCCACCUGGAUGCGGCCAAACCCCGAACACUGUCCAUAUCGGGCACAGCACAUGUGAGUCCCGCCGGUGGUUCAGCGGAGCGUAAAAUGAUUGCUGAUGCUGUCGGCGAGGGAAAUGCAAAGCGAAAGGGGAAGGCGGGCUCGUAG
Messenger RNA from Closterium sp. NIES-65, 1119 nucleotides. NCBI's taxonomy places the organism in Eukaryota, Viridiplantae, Streptophyta, Zygnematophyceae, Desmidiales, Closteriaceae. The record is from the annotation of a GenBank genome assembly.